ACACUAGAGAUCUGAGAUCGGCGCUGCUCUCUGCGCGUCUCGUGUAAAUGAAAAGACACUUUUGUGUUUAAGCAGUGAAUCUGUUUUGGUUCAUACGCGUUGUUUGAGCGGAUUGGGGACGGAUUGAUAGACGGAUUGGAUUUGAACCCGUUUCGGCGAUGACAUGCAUUUGAAUGACUGAAGAGUCCAGCCGCAGCAGCAGUGCCAUGGCAGACAGAAGACAACUGUUUGCUGAAAUGCGUGCACUAGAUCUGGACUCCAUCCGAUUGUCUACGUACAGAACAGCAUGCAAGCUGAGGUUUAUACAGAAGAGGUGCAAUUUGCAUCUGGUGGAUAUCUGGAACAUUAUCGAGGUGUUUCGGGAAAACAGACUCAACACUAUGGACGUCAACACAGAGUUCUCAGUGUCGCACCUGCAAGCAAUAUUGUCUGCCAUCUUUUACCAGCUGAACAAGCGCCUGCCUACAACUCAUCAGAUUAACGUCGACCAGUCCAUCUCGUUCCUCCUCAACUUCCUGUUAGCAGCCUACGACCCUAAAGGUGUUGGAAAAAUCUCCAUUUUGAUAUUGAAGAUGGCCCUGGCUACGCUUUGUGGAGGGAAGAUUUUGGAUAAACUCCGAUAUAUUUUUUCGCAGAUAUCAGACGCGAAUGGGGUGAUGAUAUACUCACAGUUUGACCAGUUCCUUAGGGAGGUGUUGAAGCUGCCCAUGACUGUGUUUGAGGGACCGUCUUUUGGGUACACUGAGCAGUCCACAAGAUCCUGCUUUCCACAAGAGAAAAAGGUCUCUCUCAACGUGUUUCUUGACAUAUUCAUGUCGGAUCCUCCACCUCAGUGUCUGGUUUGGUUACCGCUGAUGCAUCGGCUGGCAAAUGUUGAGAAUGUCUUCCAUCCUGUGGAGUGCUCGUACUGUCACAACCAGAGCAUGAUGGGAUUUCGCUACCGUUGCCAACAAUGUGAUAAUUACCAACUCUGCCAAGAGUGUUUCUGGAGGGGCCAUGCCUCGGGCAGCCAUAGCAACCAGCACCAGAUGAAGGAGUACAUGUCAUGGAAAUCUCCAGCUAAGAAGUUGUCGGACGCUCUCAGUAAGUCUCUGAGCUGCACCUCCAGUCGAGAACCUCCAUACCCGAUGUUCUCCGAUACACACGAGAAACCUCUCAACCUCAGUCUUGUUGUGCCACCCAGACCUGUGGCCAGUGGAAAUGAGUGCAUGUUUUCUCACUCCAUGCCUUCCUCAGGAAACCCUUACUCCAGUAAAAUUGGUGCUCACGAUGAGGCAAAACAGAAAAAGCUCUUUUCCCAGACGGCCCCGGAUCUUUUAAAAGGCAAAGGGGUUCAGUACAGCAUCGAUAUUGCGGAUAGGCUUGCUGAUGAGCACAUACUUAUCGGAUUAUAUGUGAAUCUCCUCCAAAAGAACCGCUUAUGUUUCCAGGAGAACAGUAAAAACCAAGACGAUGAGCACUGCCUCAUUGCUCGUUAUGCCUCCCGACUGGCUGCUGAUGGAGCUGCAAUGAAGAACAGUGUACCGUCUGACAUCACUCUGUGUCUGGACUCCAAUAUACAGCAGAGACAACUUAUAGCCGAGCUAGAGAACAAAAACAAGGAGAUUUUACAAGAGAUACAGCGAUUGAGACAACAACAUGAGGAAGCUUCCCAGCCUCCAUUAGACAAAAGCCAACAGAAUCCAACAUUACUGGCUGAACUGAGACUGCUCAGGCAGAGGAAAGAGGAGUUAGAGCAGAGGAUGUCAGCGCUUCAAGAGAGCCGUCGAGAACUUAUGGUGCAACUAGAGCAGCUCAUGCUGCUGUUAAAGAACCAGGGCCCUGGCCUCUCCCCUCGCUUCUCCCCCAGCCACACAGUCAAAACGUCCAUCCAAUCAGCAUCCGGCAAUAGCACACCCAUCCCCAUGCCUGUCCAAUCAACAUCCGGCAAUACCACACCCAGUCAAACACCUCAAGACUCGCUCAUGGGCCUGGGAGGAGAGGUGCAGCAGGCCUUCGCUCAGGGCUCCAGAAGAAACUUAAGAAAUGACCUCCUGGUAGCUGCAGACUCCAUUACCAACACAAUGUCAUCACUUGUAAAAGAACUUAACUCGGAGGUGGGGAGUGAAAUGGACAGUAUCAGUGACCUGACAUUCUCAACAUCAGAUGUUCUCCACACACAGACGGGUUCUUCAAGAACAGGGGCUGCAGGUAAGCUGGGAACAGGGGAAUUAUAUGGAAAUGAUCUAGAAAAGCAGCUGGACAGAGAUCUAAAGAUGGAUGAACGACUCAGACACACACAGGAACCGGACAAGAAUUUCCUGGUGACUUUACAAGAAUAGCUGAAUUUUAAUAAGCAAUGGUACAGGUGAAUUUACUUCUCUGAAGCACUGUGCAGUAACCAGGCCUGAGCAGGAUGAUACAACAUUUCUGAAAUGCAUCAAACAGCAUUUAAACCAAUACUGUGGUACGAAACACAAUCUAUAAAUAUAGAAAUAUAUUUUUAGAAUCUACAAAAUGUUUUUAGACAUGGAAAUGACAAACAAUGGAACUGUCUUCAACACCGCCAGUGCCAUAAAAUCCAUUGAUUUUGAGAUUACUUCAUUUAUUUGGUGUUAGUGUGAUUUGGUUUGAUUUAUUUUCAUGUGUUCAAAGUUUUGCACUGUAUUUAAAUAUCUGUCGGGCAAAAUGGGUGUGGUCUUUAAUGAAGCUGCUAUCUUUACAAAUGACAACUUUCAUGACACUUUAAGAGCAGAAUGCCCAGAUCUAAUUUUUAAAAGAUCUUUUUUUUUUGGGGGGGGGGGGGGGAUUUUUCCCCUUUUUCUCCCAAUUUGGAAUUCCCAAUUCCCAAUGCGCUCUAAGUGGUUGCAUGGUGAUUUGCCUCAAUCCGGGUGGCUGAAUCCCAGUUGCCUCCGCGUCUGAGACAGUCAACCCAUGCAUCUUAUCACGUGGCUUGUUGAGCGUGUUGCCACGGAGACAUAGCGCAUGUGGAGGCUUCAUGCCAUCCACCAUGCUCAAUUCACCAUGCACCCCACCGAGAACAAACCACAAUAUAGCGACCACGAGGAGGUUACCCCAUGUGACUCUACCAUCCCUAGCAACCGGGCCAAUUUGGUUGCUUAGGAGACCUGGCUGGAGUCACUCAGCACACCCUGGGAUUCGAACUAGUGAACUCCAGGGGUGGUAGCCAGCGUAGUUUACCUCUGAGCUACCCAGGCCCCUUUAAAAGAUCUUUAAUAUAUACAGUUGUGCUCAAAAGUUUGCAUACCCUUGAAGAAUUGGUAAUAUAUGUACAAAUUUUAAAGAAAAACACAUUUCUUUUAUUUCUUAUGGGAUUCAUAUUCAACUGUAGGUUAUAACAGAACGGCACAAUCAUAAAACAUAACAUAGCAACAAUGAAAAAAAUGAAAUGACCCCUGUUCAAAAGUCUGCAUACCCUUAGUCCUUAAUAAUGUGUAUUGCCCCCUUUAGCAUCAAUGACAGCGUGCAGUCUUUUGUAAAUGUUGUCUAUGAGGCCCCAAACUCUUGCAGGUGGUAUAGCUGCCCAUUCGUCUUGGCAAAAUGCCUCCAGGUCAUGCAAAGUCUUUGGUCCUCUUGCAUGAACCGCACGUUUGAGAUCUCCCCAGAGUGGUUCGAUGAUAUUAAGGUCAGGAGACUGUGAUGGCCACUCCAGAACUUUCACCUUUUUCUGCUGUAACCACUGGAGGGUCAACUUGGCCUUGUGCUUAGGGUCAUUCUCAUGCUGGAAAGUCCAAGAGCGUCCCAUGCGCAGCUUUCAUCCAGAAGAAUGCAAAUUGUCUGCCAGUAUUUUCUGAUAACAUGCUGCAUUCAUCUUGCCAUCAAUUUUCACAGGAUUCCCCGUGCCUUUAGAGCUCACACACCCCCAAAACAUCAGUGAGCCACCACCGUGCUUCACAGUGGAGAUGGUAUUCUUUUCACUAUAGGCCUUGUUGACCCCUCUCCAAACAUAGUGCUUAUGGUUGUGACCAUAAAACUCUAUUUUGGUCUCGUCACUCCAAAUUACAGUGUGCCAGAAGCUGUGAGGCGUCAAGGUGUUGUCAUUUGUGGCAUUGGCACAGUAAAGGCUUCUUUCUGGCAACUCGACCAUGCAGUUCAUUUUUGUUCAAGUAUCGUCGUAUUGUGCUCCUUGAAACAACCACACCGUCUUUUUCCAGAGCAGCCUGUAUUUCUCCUGAGGUUACCUGUGGGUUUUUCUUUGUAUCCCGAACAAUUCUUCUGGCAGUUGUGGCUGAAAUCUUUCUUGGUCUACCUGAUCUUGGCUUGGUAUCAAGAGAUCCCUGAAUUUUCCACUUCAUAAUAAGUGAUUGAACAGUACUGACUGGCAUUUUCAAGGCUUUGGAUAUCUUUUUAUAUCCUUUUCCAUCUUUAUAAAGUUCCAUUACCUUGUUACGCAGGUCUUUUGACAGUUCUUUUCUGCUCCCCAUGGCUCAGUAUCUAGUGCAUCCACGUGAGAGCUAACAAACUCAUUGACUAUUUAUACAGACACUAAUUGCAAUUUAAAAAGCCACAGGUGUGGGAAAUUAACCUUUAAUUGCCAUUUAAAGCUGUGUGUGUCACCUUUUCAAAAUCAAUGCCAAAAUUUCACAAUUUCUGCCAGGGUGUGCAAACUUUUGAGCACAACUGUAUAUACAGUAUAUAUAUAUAUAUUUGCAUUACUGUGGGGUGAACUUUUGUUUGUUUUUUUCAUUAGGGUUGAAAAAUAUUCUCAGUUUUCAUGAAAAUAAUGUCACAAUACAAAAAAUAAUUAAUAAAGAAAUAAUGGUCCAAAAAAUAGGCUUCAUUUUAAUAUAUUGAUUUUGGAGUGAAAUAGGACCAGGACAUGUUGUUAACAGAUUUCAUGAGAUUCACCCCUGUAAAAAUUUGUACCUCUGCAUUCAAUAAGUCAUCCUUUGACUCUGAAGAGCACACAGUAGGUGUUUGCACAAAGUUUUAAUGUUUAAAGGAAAAAAUAAAUACGUAAUGGCAGGGCCGUAGCUAAUGGGGAGAAAGGUGGUAACAAUUCUAGGGGCCCACAGGUCCAGGGGACCCACAACAAAUUUUAAACUGUAUUUUUUAAUACAGAAGGGCCCAGAAUUUCUUGCUACGGCCCUGCGUAAUGGAUAUUUUGAGGUUAACAUGACAUUCACAUCUUACAGUAGCCUAUGUGAAACUACUGAAACUGAAUUUUGCGGUUAUGUUAUUCAAAAACUGACAAGAUGCCUUUUGGAAGUGCAUUUAAAAUAAUAUUUUGGUGUAUGGUAUGUUGAGCUUGAACAUAAUUAUCAUGUUUGGAUUGAAUUUGACUGAGGAUGAAUUCUUGGAAAACUGGUUUGAUUUUGAUCAUCUGCAGACUCUUUUGUUUACACUGCAGCCGUCACAUUGUACACAUUGUUUACUUGUGCUUUUUCAGACAGGCAGUUAUAAAUCAGUACAAAAACAGCACCCUUUCCCUGCUGCAAACAUUGCACUUUUCAGUGAUUUUGCAUGGUACUAAGGAAAUAAUAUAUAUAUAUAUUGCAUUGCACAGGUGUUAUGAAUCUGUAUUCAUAAAAUAACAUUGAAAGUUUCUGUCUUUCUCUGUCUUAGAGUUCGCCACAAUAAAUUCCUAAUUUCA
Molecule: messenger RNA, 5593 nt
Organism: Myxocyprinus asiaticus (Chinese sucker)
Lineage: Eukaryota; Metazoa; Chordata; Actinopteri; Cypriniformes; Catostomidae
Product: dystrobrevin alpha-like
Exons: 22
Coding region: 174-2321 (715 amino acids)
Biological process (GO): synaptic signaling
Cellular component (GO): plasma membrane; synapse
Molecular function (GO): zinc ion binding
Source: RefSeq, a predicted model, not a curated record